Molecule: messenger RNA, 6901 nt
Organism: Gadus morhua (Atlantic cod)
Lineage: Eukaryota; Metazoa; Chordata; Actinopteri; Gadiformes; Gadidae
Gene: magi1b
Product: membrane associated guanylate kinase, WW and PDZ domain containing 1b
Exons: 24
Coding region: 584-5857 (1757 amino acids)
Biological process (GO): signal transduction
Cellular component (GO): cell-cell junction; cytoplasm
Molecular function (GO): protein binding
Source: RefSeq, a predicted model, not a curated record
ACUGUAGACUCAGCAACAGACACACAUACAUCCAGUGCGUGUGAAUGUGAAUGAGGUUCGGUAAAACACACGACAACGUUGUACCUGUUUAAAGCGUUCGAGGACGGCGUAAAACCACCGACCAAGUAACCGGAUACGUCGACGAGUAAUUAUAUUGACGGAAGUUGGAAAGAAAACUAUUUAAAAGUUAAAAUACAGCUUAAGUGGACUCCGAAGAAGUGAUUCUGUGAGUCUGUGUUUGGAGCGGUGGUGGCAGAUUCGAGAUGACAACGAUGAAGAAUCGGGAUUAAUACCAAGCAGGAUCUUAAGAAGAUGAGAAUAAUACUAUCUGCACAUUAGUGAACAGCCGGUAAGCCACCUAUUUGAAGCGGUCGGUGACCGGGGAUGGCUUGAUCCCUCCUACACGACCCGUUUUGGGUGAACGCUCAUAACGCACUCAUGUUCCAGUGGAAGAGAAAGAAAGUUUGCUGCGCUUGACUUGGAUAUCGUUUUUUAUUGCGCUGAACAUACACAGCCCUAUUUGUUUGUAUCAUAACAGUAGGCGAGAACACCUGUUUUUGGUGCUUGGAGACUUUUUCCCACCAUGUCUAAACCGGGGAUAAAGAAAAGCCACUGGACCUCCAGGGUGAGGGAGUGCGCGUUGGUGAAGGAUGCCCGCGGGGAGCUCGGCGUGCCCCUCCUCGGGGGCGCAGAGAACGGGGAGUUUGCGACCAUCGGACGACUGGACCAGGACGUCGUGGUUUACCACACUGGGAAACUAAUCGAAGGGGAGUUGCUACUGGAGGUGGAGAACCUGUCCAUAUCCGGAUUGCCUUUGUACGACCUGCACACCGUGAUAAAAAAUUGUAAAGGUCCCGUCAGGCUGAAAACUGUCAGUCAAGGAAACAAACUGAACAAGGACCUGAAGCACUACUUGAGCCUGCGCUUCCAGAAGUCCUCCGCCGACCACCAGCUGCAGCAAACCAUCCGAGAGAACCUCUACCGCCACGCCGUGCCUUGUACAACCCGUCCCCCGCGUGACGAAGAGGUCCCUGGUGUUCACUACAACUUCCUGUCCGUCGAGGACUUUUUGGAGUUGGAGAAGGCUGGGACCCUCUUAGAGAUUGGAUCGUAUGAAGGUAACUAUUAUGGGACGCCCAAGCCGCCAGCGCAGCCCCCCGCUGGGAUAGUGAUUAGUAGCGGCGGUGAUGCCCCUCUGGCAGACGGGCUCAGCGGCAGCCUGCCCGGCUCACAGCACUCUACUCCACGACGCGCAGACACCUACGAUGAGAUGCACCAUGCUGGGAUAGGGCCUGGAGGGCGGCAGCACCAGCAUCCACUGGAGGACGACGAGGACCUCCCGGAGAUGAACAGCAGCUUCACAGGCGACUCCAGCGAAGCGGACGACUUUCACCAAGCGGUGCGCCCCUUUGACUCCCGCCAGAGCGCCCCGUCCUACGCCGGGACCACCCCCUCCCCGUUGGCCACCACGGACAGGACACAGCAAACGCACCCCCACCCCCCCCCGGAGGACGACCCGCUGGGACCCCUGCCGGAGAACUGGGAGAUGGCGUACACGGAGAACGGGGAGGGCUACUUCAUAGACCACAAUACCAAGACCACAUCCUGGAUAGACCCUCGGUGCCUGGACAAACCUCAGAAACCCCUAGAAGAAUGUGAAGAUGAUGAAGGGGUACACACAGAGGAGCUGGACAAUGAUCUAGAACUGCCGACCGGGUGGGAGAAGAUAGACGAUCCAGUGUAUGGGGUCUACUACGUGGACCACAUCAACAGGAAGACCCAGUACGAGAACCCGGUGCUGGAGGCCAAGCGGCGCCGGCAGCUGGAGCAGCAGCAGCCGCUCAGCCAGCAGCCACCCGAAGGUGAGCGCUACAUCCGAGAAUGGAUCGAGGACUCAAACAUGGCAGGGGCCCCGCUGGCCAGCUACGCCGCAGCCACCCAGCAGGAGACCUACAGGGACCCGCAGAAAGGCCCGCCCGUGCCCAACGCCAUGGGCCAGAAACGGGGGAAGCCGUUCUUCACACGGAACCCGGCUGAGCUGAAGGGGACCUUCAUCAACACCAAGCUGAAGAAGAGCCGCCGAGGGUUCGGCUUCACCGUCGUCGGGGGCGACGAGCCCGACGAGUUCCUGCAGAUCAAGAGCCUGGUGCUGGACGGCCCCGCCGCGCUCGACGGCAAGAUGGAGACAGGCGACGUCAUCGUGAGCGUGAACGACACGUGCGUGCUGGGCUACACCCACGCCCAGGUGGUGAAGAUCUUCCAGUCCAUCGGCAUCGGCUCCAUGGUGAACCUGGAGCUGUGCCGCGGCUACCCGCUGCCCUUCGACCCCGACGACCCCAACACCAGCAUGGUGACCUCGGUGGCCAUCACGGAGAACAAGGAGCCCAUCAUCGUCAACGGGCAGGAGUCGCACAACAACUAUGACUCCCCGCCGUCCAGCCACGGCAGCCACGGCAGCAACCACCUGGCCAACAACGGCGGCGGCGGGAUGGCGCUCAACGGCCUCCCGCGGCCUCACAGCCCCUCUUCGGCCUCGGAGGCGGCGGGCAGCGAGGGCCAGACGCUGGCCUCGUCCAUCGCCACGCAGCCGGAGCUCAUCACGGUGCACAUGGAGAAGGGCGACAAGGGCUUUGGCUUCACCAUCGCCGACAGCCCCGGGGGCGGCGGGCAGCGGGUCAAGCAGAUCGUGGACUACCCGCGCUGCCGGGGCCUCAAGGAGGGCGACAUCAUCGUGGAGGUGAACAAGAAGAACGUACAGACCAUGUCGCACAACCAGGUGGUCGACCUGCUCAGCAAGUGUCCCAAGGGCACCGAGGUCACCAUGCUGGUGCAGAGAGGGGUGGCGCCUGCAAAGAAGAGCCCGAAACUGGGCUAUUAUGAGGAUCUGGCUCCUCCAUACGGAGAUUACACACGCAGGCAGUUGUCGAGGAAGGACAGUCAGAGCAGCUCCCAGCACAGCGUCUCCAGCCAGAGGAGCGUUCACACGCAGGACUCCCCGCUGCACUCCUCGCUGGCCGCCCCGCUCAGCGAGAGCUCCGCCCCCCCGGCCCCGUCCCAGCCGCUGCCGGGCCUGCCCGCGCAGGACAGCCCCGCCGACGACCCCUCCCAAAGGAAACCCGACCCCUUCAAAAUCUGGGCCAAGUCCAGAGUCAUGUAUGAAAGUAGGCUUCCAGACUUCCAGGAGCAAGAUAUAUUCUUGUGGAGGAAGGACACCGGAUUCGGUUUCAGGAUCCUGGGAGGGAACGAGGCAGGAGAGCCGAUCUAUAUCGGCCACAUAGUGAAGUACGGAGCGGCGGACGAGGACGGCCGCCUGCGCUCGGGCGAUGAGCUGAUCUGCGUGGACGGCACGGCGGUGGUGGGCAAGUCCCACCAGCUGGUGGUGCAGCUGAUGCAGCAGGCGGCCAAGCAGGGCCACGUCAACCUCACCGUGAGGCGCAAGACCAGCUACGCCGUCAAGGCCGAGGGAGACGUCCCGCCAUCGCCGGCCUCCUCGCACCACAGCAGCACGCAGGCGCUUAGUCUCACCGAGGAGAUGGGCAAGCGAACGCCGCAAGGCAGCCAGAACUCCCUCAACACCGUCAGCUCCGGCAGCGGCUCCACUUCGGGCAUCGGGAGUGGCGGCGGCGGCGGGGGUGGCGGUGGCGGCGGCGGAGGUUUAGGCAGCACUAUGGCACCAAUGACGGUCUCCUCGUCGGGUCCUCCUCCACCGCCUCCUCCUCCGGUCGUCUCCUCUUCCCAGCAGCCCCACAACAACGCGGCGCCCGGCCCCGCCGCCCCCUCCUCCUCCACCCUGCACCCCUACGACGUGGAGAUCCGCCGUGGCGAGAACGAGGGCUUCGGCUUCGUCAUCGUCUCCUCCGUGUCGCGGCCCGAGGCCGGCACCACCUUCGCUGGCAAUGCAUGUGUGGCCAUGCCCCACAAAAUAGGGCGCAUCAUCGAGGGCAGCCCGGCGGACCGCUGUGGGAAGCUGAAGGUGGGCGACCGCAUCCUGGCCGUCAACAACUGCUCCAUCACCAACAAGUCCCACUCGGACAUCGUCAACCUCAUCAAGGAGGCCGGCAACACCGUCACCCUGCGCAUCAUACCCGGAGACGAAUCCUCCAACGCCUCCCUGCUGACCAACGCAGAGAAAAUCGCCACCAUCACCACCACCCACGCCCCCCAGCAGCAGGCCGAGGCCAGAAACACCAAACCAAAGCAGGAGUCGUAUGAGUUCAAAGCCCCACAAGCACCCCCGCCCCUGCCCCCGGCACAGCAGGACGGUGAGGUGUACUCGGUGGACCUGGACCGGGACAACAAGGGCUUUGGGUUCAGCCUGCGGGGCGGGAAGGAGUACAACAUGGACCUGUACGUGCUGCGCCUGGCCGAGGAGGGGGCCGCCGUACGCAACGGCAUGAUGAGGGUGGGCGAUGAGAUCCUGGAGAUCAACGGCGAGAGCACCAAGGGCAUGAAGCACGCGCGCGCCAUCGAGCUCAUCAAGAGCGGGGGCCGGCGCGCCCACCUGCUGCUGCAGCGCGGCGACGGCUCGGUGCCCGAAUAUGGCACCCAGCCAAACGGCGACGCCGCAGUCCAGUCAACCACAGGGUUACAAAACGCUUCGGAAGUGAGCUUGCUGCUCCCGCCCGUCGCGCCCUCCGUGUCCGACUACCUGCCAGACCCCCCCCCCGUGUCCGCUCGGAGCAAGAAGGCGUCGAGCGGUCAGCCUGCCAAGAAAAGCCAUUCCAAACACCGCCACCAUCGCUCACCGGACAAGAAAAGCAAGCGCAAGGGGGGGAAGUCGACCGGCAAGGAUGACAAGGGCAAGAGCACUUCCAAAGACGGCCGCCACCACCACCACCAUCACUCCAACAACCCGUCCUCCGGGCAGCCCCGAACCGGACGCCAUCGCUCUCCGGGCCGCACGGGACGCUCCCGCAGCGCAGAGAACACGCUCGACCCGCGACGCACGGCGGCGCCCGCGAAGGGCCGCUCCCCGGACAGACGGCGCCACCGUUCCCCGCACCGCUCGCCGUACCGCUCCCCGCACCGCACCACCCACCGCUCCCCUCAUCGCUCCCGGCAACACUCGCCCCGUCGCUCGCCCUACCGCUCCCCGCGCCAGUCCCCGCGCCGCCGCCACGCCCACUCCUCGGACCCCUACCAGCGCCGCAGCAGCCCCGACCGCUACGCCGCCCAGGGCAACCACAAGCCCAACGGGGGGGCGCCCGCGCUCCGGGAGCCCCGCAGAUCCCUGGACCUACCCAGCACCCUGCCGGACAGCGUCCUCCGGGAGCCCCCCAGCAGGGAGGGCACGCUGGGGCGCUUCUACAAGGAGGACGGUCCGCUGCCCAGGGCCUCGUCCCUGGAGCGGUCCUACCGGCCUGCCGCCAGCCUCCUGAGGGAAGCGCCGCUGCGGGGGCCCUUCGGGGACCUCAGCCUGCCCAGGGUGCGCACCCCCGACUCGGACUCGGCGUACAAGCGGUACAGCUCCCUGCUGCGGAGCGACUCCCCCGAAAGGGUGGGCCGCUCGUCCAGCAGGGACCCCUACCCCGAGCCGAGGAACCGAGGCCGUAGCCCGGGCCGGGACAUCUCCCCCGUCAGCAGCUUUAGGCGGGAGGGACGGGCGGAGCCGGACGAAGAUUCCUACGACGACGAUGACGAUGACGACCUUGUGGCGGACAAGGUCAGGGAGUACUACAGCACGCUCAAGUCCGACCCCAGGCGCUCCUCCGGCAGCGCCACCCUCAAGUCUGAAGCCACCCGCUCCUCCGCCAACACCACCCUCAAGUCGGAACCCGCCCGCCCCUCAGGCGUCGCCUCGCUCCCAGAGCCCAAGAAGAAGACCUACAAGGACAGCCCCAAGGACCUGAGCAUCUGAUUGGCCGGCUGGCUCUGACACCACACUGCCACCGCAAAGCACCUCAAGUUGUUCACCUCCCCCGUCUCCCCGAUGGUUCUUCCUUUGCUUGUCCCCACGUCACACGCAAACACACAUGCACAAAUACGAUCACUACACACACACACACACACACAUGCGCGCGCGUGCAUGCAGUCCCUCAGACAAGCACACGGAAAUACGGAAAUCCCUACGAGACGGACCCAAAAACACCCAAACCCCUGGAAGAAGUCGAAAUUAUGUGACAUGGUUACACGGUUAUAACCAGACAGUGAUUCCUGAAUAACUUUUCGAAGUUGAUUUUUAUUUGUAUUGUACAAUUGUCUUUACUUUGGGAGGUGGGUGUGGCUGUUUUUUGCAAUUAGUUUUUGUUUUGUUUUCCUUUUACGUUUUUGUUUAGCAUUGUACAUUUCCAGUAUCUCAGAUUUUCCAGAAAAGUUAAAACCACAAAAAACAAUGAUGUGCCUAACAAGUUCCAUUAACUAGCGACCUUUUGAAGGAGGGGGCGGGGGGCGGGUUGGGGGGGGAAGUCGGGGUACUGGGUUGGUUUGGUCUGUCUGUUCGGAAUGUGACGGGCGUUUUGUGCCGCACCGUCAGUGAAAUGAAAUGUAUGUACUUUUCCACACUGAGCCCACGGACACACCGUACACACAGACCGCUGUGAUUGGUGCUCACAAUGAUGCUGUGCAUGUCUUCAAUGGUUUCAAUGUCUUCUCUCGUCUAUCUUGUCUAUUUUGUUCCUCUCUCUCGCUCUCGCUCUGUCUCUCUCUCUCUGUCUCUCUCUCUCUCUCUCUCUCGUUCUCGCUCUCGCUCUGUCUCUCUCUCUGUCUCUCUUGCUAUUUCUCUCCCCCCAGUGCCACAGUUUUUUAGACAUUUGACCAGACUAUAGCACAAGCCUGCAUUUGUUUGUAUAUUUUUGACAGUUUGCAGUAUGUGUACAUUCAGAGGUGAUCAUUUUAAAUGAAUGAAGGGAAAUUAAAAGUUAAUCUAUGAUGAUGUUAAAAUAAAAAUAAUAUAUUCAACAAA